GUCAAUAAAUUUCUUGUUGAUAUGCAUACGUAUAUGUAUGUAUGUUUACACGCAUAAAGGAUAUCAAUUUAUAUCCAGGAUGAGGUGCCUAUAAUUGCGCAUUGUAAAAGAAUGAAUUUUAAAGAAGCACCAUGUAUAUGAAAAAACAGUGGACAUAUAAAGGAGACGUCUAGAAAGCUACUAUAAGUACCGAUGGAGAUAUACACGUUUGAUAAAAGUCUUCAAGAACGACUUGUUGAAUACACUGCGAUUCUAUCAAGUCGUGGUGAGAUUGUACCAGCUUCUCAGAUAAAGGCAGAGUGGUCAUAUCAUGUUGAGCUUGUUAUCGAGCCUGUAGGAUGGCGAGCACUUUGGAAGAUACCAAAGCUUACCUGUCAGGAGUUUGAGAUACGUUAUCCUACUGUGGUGAUUGUGGAUGUUGAGCAGGUGGACUUCUCAGAGUUGUCUGCUUUGGUGAAAAUCAUUGCUGUACAGGAUGAGAUUCAUCUACCUGAGAAAUAUGAUGUUUCUCUGACAGAGUUGUAUCCUACGCAUAAUCAGGAGAUUACUUCUUUGGAUAUGGUAGGCACUGCAUCCUGUGUAGACCAGCUGCGUUUUUUUUUUAAUUACUUGUGGAUGCCAUGGGAUGCUGAUGAUGAUGAUAAUAUGGACUGGGUAGCUCUUCAUUUGGAAUCCAGGAUUAGAUUAUUCUUUGAUAUGAAGAGAGGAUCUAUCUGUGACGAGACUUGUGAUGUCAUUAGAACAUUAAUGCGUGAAGGCAGAGAGAUUCAGGCAAAAAUUACAACAUUAGAAGCAGAUAUUUCUGAUGAGGAUGAUGAAAAUGAAAGAGUUCUGGAUGAAGGAAAAACUUGUCAGCUAAUGAAACUCCAUUUUCGACUGCAGCAAAUAAGAACUGAAAUGGAGGUACUUGAAAAUCCUGCUAUGAGAGAUAUGUUAGCAAGGAAUCGAGAACCAGAUGCCACUAAUACAGAGCUGAAGAGACGGGAGAGUCGAGGGAAACGACCUGAAGGAUAUUUUGUAUGGCUAGGUGGCUCUAUAGAAGAAACGCUGGAAUCCUUGACAAAGGUCAGGACGUUUUUGUCACCUGAUACAUUCCUAAAGACAAUAAAUUGUCUUCAAGAUGCUCUCUAUACUUCAGACACAAAUGAUAUUGUGUUGAUCGGUGAUGGAGAACAUUUAAUCCGGGGAGCUGGAGGUUUAGAAGAGGGUGGUACGAUGAAAGGACUAUGUUCUACCCAACAUACGAUACUGAUACCAAGGGAAACGGAAUGCGGACCUUCACUACUAGAUUUUUCAGGUGGAGAGGUUAUUCUAGAAAAUAUAUCCGUCGACCUAGGUGAACUUCGAGCAGGUAUUUUGGUUAGAAAAGGCAUUGUAAGAAUCUCAGACUGUCGAAUUUUCUCCUCAAAUAGCAGCGUAAUCAAACUUGGGAUCGUCGUGUUAUCUAAUGCAAAGUUAAUAGCGGAGAAAACCACAUUCAUAGGCCUUGGAAGUGCAAUUGUUGUUCAUGCGAAUGGAUACGCAUCGCUGAGCGAGUGUAAUUUUCAAAAUUGCACAGAUGGUAUUCAGCUCCAUGAUGACUCUUCAGUAUCAAUAACAGACUGUGCCUUAUCGAACUUCAAGGAAUAUGGAAUUCGCAUGGAGACAAAAAAAUAUAUCAAUGGUUUAGAACACAGUACAGGUGGUCUUAACAUUCUGGAUAAUAUUUCUGAAGUAUCACUAAAUAAUUGCAAAUUCGAAAAUAAUGGAAAAGGAGAUGUAGCACUAAGGCCAAGUGCAAAUAUAGCUUUAGCAAUUAAGCAAGAAUUAACUUCAAGUCUUGCAUCUUGAGAGAUGUGUAUCUCAACAUUUCGCAUAUUAAUUUGAAUUCUCAAGUAAAUAAGACUGUUGUAUUUGCAUUCAUCUCGUUGAGAGAUAAACUUAGUAUUACAAACAUUGAAACUUAA
Cephus cinctus (wheat stem sawfly) is the source of this 1946-nucleotide messenger RNA. It is a transcript of the gene nesd, whose product is annotated as protein nessun dorma. Bases 193 to 1830 code for a protein of 545 amino acids. The record is from RefSeq and is a predicted model, not a curated record. Gene Ontology annotation, biological process: spermatogenesis; male meiosis cytokinesis. Lineage: Eukaryota; Metazoa; Arthropoda; Insecta; Hymenoptera; Cephidae. The transcript has 6 exons.